UCUCCUCCUUUCUCAUUCAUUCAUCCAUUACAUCCUUGUUUACGUCCCAUCUCCUCUCUCCCCUCUUCUUCCUCCUUCUCUCUUUCUGCAUCAACCAGAAGAACCUCUCGGCCACAAUAAAGGCCAGGAGGAAAACAAAAACACAAGCAGGAGAGGGUCUCACAAAAUCAAAUUCUCCAGCUUCAUUCAUUCACUGAUCUCUAUCCGGCCCUCUUUACUCAACUUGAAGCCAACUAUGAGAGAAACAAAGAAGUAGAAACAUGCACCAGAAAAGCAGGUAGAGAGAAAGAGGAAACAACUCUCAAUCAACAAUAUAUAUAUAUAUACAGGAAAGUCAAAAAAAUAAAAGAAAGAUCCAAACUAACCCACUGUUGAAAGCAAAACAAAAACAGUUCACUUUCUUUCUUUCUUUCUAUUAUUACUGAUGGCUUCAACAUCAGGUGGUGGUGGUGGUGGUGGUGAACCAAAAUCAAGUGAUCAGGUACCAGGAGGAGGAGGAGGAAGUAGUGAAGUUGCUGUAGCAAGUACAGGAUCAGUGGCACCACCAAGUCGAUAUGAAUCACAAAAGAGAAGAGAUUGGAAUACAUUCUUGCAGUAUUUAAAGAAUCACAAACCACCACUAUCACUAGCAAGGUGUAGUGGUGCACAUGUUAUUGAAUUCUUGAAAUAUUUAGAUCAAUUUGGUAAAACCAAAGUGCACUUAAAUGGGUGUACAUAUUUUGGACAUCCAAAUCCACCGGCACCAUGUGCUUGUCCUUUGAAACAAGCUUGGGGUAGUCUUGAUGCCCUAAUUGGUAGAUUAAGAGCUGCUUAUGAAGAAAAUGGUGGUAGACCUGAAUCUAAUCCUUUUGGUGCUAGAGCUGUUAGAAUUUAUCUAAGGGAAGUCAGAGAAGGUCAAGCUAAAGCUAGAGGAAUUCCCUAUGAGAAGAAGAAAAGAAAAAGACCACCGACUUCUACUACUAAUAAUACAACUACAGCACCAACCGCCACAGUGUUGCCGAAUGCGACGACUAGUACGGUGGCCGUUGCGGCAGCUCAGGUAGUGAUUGAUGGUGAUCAAGGCGCUGGUGGUGGUGGUGAUGAAGUUGUAACUGUUGCUCACAGUACCGCACCUACUACUUCUACUACAGCAACAUCUUAAGAUACAUGCUAGCUACUACCAUCGUGAUCAUUCAUCCAAAAAAGUGUCCUCUCUCUCUUUGGAUCGAGAAAGCCGAAUUUCAAUGAUAAACAUGCAUAUAUAUCGCAAGGAGAUGAUCAACGCUGGUACACGGAUUACUAAAUUUCAUUAAAUUAUUGUUUUUGCUUAGUACCUGUAAUUUCUCUAGAAAUUUGGUAAAUUCUUCUGGCAGCAGGGAAGAUAAUUCAUUUGUUUUGCUUAGUAUUAUGAUUUUAAU
Messenger RNA from Papaver somniferum (opium poppy), 1397 nucleotides. Its product is annotated as protein LIGHT-DEPENDENT SHORT HYPOCOTYLS 5-like. Gene Ontology annotation, cellular component: nucleus. The record is from RefSeq and is a predicted model, not a curated record. The transcript has 2 exons. NCBI's taxonomy places the organism in Eukaryota, Viridiplantae, Streptophyta, Magnoliopsida, Ranunculales, Papaveraceae. Bases 425 to 1141 code for a protein of 238 amino acids. Gene Ontology annotation, biological process: response to light stimulus; mRNA transcription.